GGAGGGCGCACGCCGGGGCUGCUCGCUCGCUGGCUCCCUCCCUCUCUACCAGUGGGUUCAGUCAGACCGUCAGUCAGCAGCCGGCGGGCUCUCGAGCUGGGGAGGGCCCGAGCCUCGGACUCCGGUGCCACCUCCUGCCAUUGUUCGUCCUGCUGUAGCAGCGACAGGCGCGGGAACCCGGGCCUGGGAGCUACCGCAAAAUCAUGACAACAGAGAAGAGUUUAGUCGUUGAGGCUGAGAAUUCUCAGCACCAGCAACAGAAGGAGGAAAGUGAAGGAGCCGCAAACUCAGGCCACCAAGAAACUCAGCUGGAAGAGGCUUCCCAGGCAGCGGCUGAGGGAGAUAAUCAGUGUGAGCAGAAGCUGAAAACCUCCAAUGGUGAUACUCCUACCCAUGAAGACCUGACCAGGAACAAGGAGCGGACGUCAGAGGGCAGGGGCCUGUCUCGAUUGCUCUCCUCAUUUCUCAAAAGGCCCAAAUCUCAGGUCUCUGAGGAAGAAGGCAAAGAGGUAGAGUCAGAUAAAGAAAAAGGUGAAAGAGGACAGAAAGAGAUAGAAUUUGGAACCAGCUUAGAUGAAGAGAUCAUUUUAAAGGCCCCAAUUGCAGCUCCUGAGCCCGAGCUCAAAACAGAUCCGUCCUUGGAUCUUCAUUCCUUAAGCAGUGCAGAAACACAGCCAGCUCAAGAAGAACACAGAGAAGAUCUAGAUUUUGAAACUAAGGAAGAAGGAAUUGAGGAGUACUCCAAAACAGAAGUAAAAGAAGAUCUUGAAUCAAAAGCAGAAAGAGAUUUAAAGGCUUCCCAGAAAUCUGUCAGAAGACACAGAAACAUGCACUGCAAGGUCUCAUUGCUGGAUGAUACAGUUUAUGAAUGUGUUGUGGAGAAACAUGCCAAGGGACAAGACUUGCUUAAACGAGUAUGUGAGCACCUCAAUCUUUUGGAAGAAGACUACUUUGGCCUAGCCAUUUGGGAUAACACAACUUCUAAGACCUGGCUGGAUUCUGCCAAAGAAAUAAAAAAGCAGGCUCGAGGCAUCCCUUGGAAUUUCACAUUUAAUGUGAAGUUUUAUCCACCAGAUCCAGCACAGUUAACAGAAGACAUAACAAGAUACUAUUUAUGUCUUCAGCUUCGGCAGGACAUCGUUGCAGGACGACUGCCCUGUUCCUUUGCAACCUUGGCAUUACUAGGUUCUUACACCAUCCAGUCUGAGCUGGGAGACUAUGACCCAGAGCUCCAUGGCAUGGAUUACGUUAGCGAUUUUAAACUGGCCCCAAAUCAAACCAAGGAACUUGAAGAAAAGGUCAUGGAACUGCAUAAAUCAUACAGGUCCAUGACUCCAGCUCAGGCUGACUUGGAAUUUCUGGAGAAUGCCAAAAAGUUGUCUAUGUAUGGAGUUGACCUUCAUAAAGCAAAGGACUUGGAAGGAGUGGAUAUCAUCCUAGGUGUCUGCUCUAGCGGCCUUUUGGUUUACAAAGAUAAGUUGAGAAUUAACCGUUUUCCUUGGCCUAAAGUACUGAAGAUCUCUUAUAAACGUAGCAGCUUUUUCAUCAAGAUCCGGCCUGGAGAGCAAGAACAGUAUGAAAGUACCAUUGGAUUCAAACUUCCCAGUUACCGAGCAGCUAAGAAAUUAUGGAAAGUCUGUGUAGAGCAUCACACGUUUUUCAGACUAACUUCUACAGAUACCAUUCCCAAAAGCAAAUUUCUUGCUUUGGGAUCCAAAUUUCGAUACAGUGGCCGGACUCAAGCUCAGACCAGGCAAGCUAGUGCUCUAAUUGAUAGGCCUGCUCCACACUUUGAACGUACAGCAAGCAAACGGGCAUCCCGGAGCCUUGAUGGAGCAGCAGCUCAUGAUUCAGCAGACCGAAGUCCUCGGCCCACCUCUGCCCCAGCCAUAGCUCAGAGUGAAGUUGCAGAAGGUGGCGUCCCAGGGGCACCUGUCAGAAAAACACAGAAGGAAGCAGCAAAGGUUGAUGUUAAAAAGGAAGAGGAGCCCCCUGAGCAAGCUGAACUAGAGCCCACAGAAUCGUGGAAGAAAAAGAGAGAGAGACUAGAUGGUGAAAACAUUUAUAUCAGACAUAGCAAUUUAAUGUUGGAGGACUUAGACAAAAGUCAAGAAGAGAUCAAAAAACAUCAUGCUAGCAUCAGUGAGCUGAAAAAGAACUUCAUGGAGUCUGUGCCAGAACCUCGGCCUAGUGAAUGGGAUAAGCGCCUGUCUACUCACUCCCCCUUUCGAGCUCUUAACAUCAAUGGACAGAUCCCCACAGGAGAAGGACAUUGUUGUUGCAUUGCAAGGCAACUGAAUUUUGCACAAUUUGUGUAUGACCAGGUGAAGAAAACCUCUAUCCUCCCCUCGGAAAGAAAGGUUGGUGGGCCAGAGAGUAUAAAUGGCAUUCGCACAGAGGAGGUGGCUGUCAUGACAAAAGGGCCUGCUAACCUUGACUCUGAAUGGGAGGGCCCUGAGGACUCAGUAGUUCCUAGUCACAGGCAGAUGACCAUCCCAUCGGAGUCUCCACAGAGCUUUGAUUUUGGCCUCCUCUCCAUAAGCAACAAAGAGACAGAAGAGAAGGAGCAGGGGGCAGCUGGCUGUAUUGAAAUUAAGGAAAUGCCAAGAGUCCCGAGUGGGGAGUGUGCAGGAGUGGAGGAGGCCAGUACCUUAAAGUUCUCAGUAUCACCAGCUUCCUGUCAGCUGCAGCUUGGUGAAAAGAGGGCAGACAGUGGUGAAGAACCUGUUACAGCAGGAGAGCCACUUGGAAAACAAAAUGGAUCAUUUCUUGACUCUCAUGUGGGUAACCAGUUCCCCACCUUCAUUCGCAGUUUCCAGCCCCCACUGGUGAAGACACAGACUGUCACCAUCUCAGACACUGCCAGUGCUGUGAAAAGUGAGAUCCCCACCAAAGACGUCCCCAUUGUCCACACUGAGACCAAGACCAUCACAUAUGAGGCUGCCCAGACCGAUGACAGCAAUGGGGACUUGGACCCAGGAGUCUUGCUGACAGCCCAGACCAUCACAUCUGAGACCACAAGCAGCACCACCACCACUCAGAUAACCAAGACUGUAAAAGGUGGGAUUUCAGAGACCCGGAUUGAAAAGAGAAUUGUGAUUACAGGAGAUGCUGAUAUUGACCAUGAUAAGGUCCUCGUACAAGCCAUCAAGGAGGCAAAGGAGCAGCACCCAGACAUGUCAGUGACCAAGGUGGUCGUCCAUCAGGAAACUGAGAUCUCUGAGGAAUGAGCUCAGGAACUGUCCUAACCCCAACUCCCUGCCCUUCUCCCACCCAAGAGAAACCAGCAAAAUGAUUGGGGAGCCAGCCUGCAAUAGUCAGACUUUAGACUUGCAAGUUAUCCUAAACCACCAGAAAAUUAAUUUCUUUUUCUAUUUGGAAUUUAUAACAAGAGAAUCUUCUAGAUGCCACUCAUCCUUUUGAAGAUCUUUUUCUAUAUUGUGAUACCAGAAGUUGUUCAACUUUUCACUCUGUGGACUGUUUUUAGAAUUCUUGGCUUUUUUAUGGGGUGGUUUGUAACCCCUGCAACAACCCUCUCCCUACCUAUUUCCAACCCAGUUACGGACAGGAUCCACAGAAUUCCACAAGAUCCUCCCGAGACUCUGUCCCCUGGGUUGGAAGCCAAAGCCAGCGCCAUGGGACAUCCCGCUCCUCCCCUACCCGUAUACCCUUGGAUGAACAGCAGAAACUUCAUGACCCAGAUUUCUGAGAACCAAUGAUGUGACUUUGCCAGAAUGCCAGGCAGGGUGACUGCCCUGAUCCACAGCUUUCAGAAAAAUGUCCCAUCCCUUCAUCAGGCUGUUUUUGGUGACGCGGAGACCUCUCCUGAGAAUGUAGUAUUGCUUUACCCCCUUCCCCACCUGCUCUUUCAGUUUUGGAGCUUCUUUAGGUCAGACAGAAGUUGCUUCAGAUGCAUCUGAUACUGUGAAUGUUUGAACAUAUCUGUGGCCUUUAUGUCCCCCUUUUCCUUGUACCUCAUCAGAAACAGUGACUCUGCCAAGCUCCCCCAAGCUCCCAUCUCAGGAGACCAGAACUCAUGGAAAAAUAAGCACUUUUGGCCAGAAGUUCUAAUGGAACAUUUUAAUGGUGGUUUGGGGAAGGAAAGUUAGUAAGAUUUUAAAUAUAAAGUCUUCUGGUUCUGGGAGGGUGUACUUCACAGAAGGGAAUGUAGCGUUUACCUCAGUCGGUCCUGCUAAGGAGUAUGCCAGGUGGUCAUGCCUCUUUCUCUUCUGGUGUGGUAAUGGAUGAGCGGGCCGGGGAGAUGGCUCAGUAGAAUAAGUGUUUGCCUGGCAAGUGCAAGGGCCUGAGUUCAAUCCCCAGUUACGGGGGGGGACGGGGGGGGGACUGGGUGAGAGACCAUAUUCUCUGACCUUUCUC
Octodon degus (degu) is the source of this 4377-nucleotide messenger RNA. It is a transcript of the gene Epb41, whose product is annotated as erythrocyte membrane protein band 4.1. Gene Ontology annotation, molecular function: structural molecule activity; actin binding. The record is from RefSeq and is a predicted model, not a curated record. Lineage: Eukaryota; Metazoa; Chordata; Mammalia; Rodentia; Octodontidae. The transcript has 21 exons. The coding region runs from base 204 to 3230 and encodes 1008 amino acids. Gene Ontology annotation, cellular component: plasma membrane; cytoskeleton. Gene Ontology annotation, biological process: cortical actin cytoskeleton organization.